Molecule: messenger RNA, 3513 nt
Organism: Lachancea meyersii CBS 8951
Lineage: Eukaryota; Fungi; Ascomycota; Saccharomycetes; Saccharomycetales; Saccharomycetaceae
Source: the annotation of a GenBank genome assembly
AUGUCAGCACAUUCGAGGCAGAGUUCGGUGGUGCAAACGAGCCAGACAACGGUCAAAGGCGACAAAAUCGGACCAUGGAAGCUUGGACGCACUCUGGGAGCAGGCAGCACGGGCAAAGUGCACAUUGCUCAACACGAAAGCACAGGCCAGCAAGCAGCGGUGAAAGUAGUGUCGAAAUCGGUUUUCGGCACGCAAAUAAACGGCAAUUCGUCGACCGUGGUCGGGUCGUCAGAUCCGGACGUUCUGCCCUACGGUAUCGAGCGCGAGAUCAUCAUCAUGAAGCUGCUGAACCAUCUCAACGUUCUUCGGCUGUACGACGUGUGGGAGACCAACUCGAGCCUGUACAUGGUGCUGGAGUACGUGGAAAAGGGCGAGCUGUUCAAUCUGCUAGUCGAACGAGGUCCACUGCCCGAAAACGAGGCCAUCCGUUUUUUCCGCCAGAUCAUCAUCGGGAUCUCCUACUGCCAUGCCCUGGGUAUUGUGCAUAGAGAUCUCAAACCAGAAAAUCUGCUUCUAGACCACAAGUUCAAUAUCAAAAUCGCGGAUUUCGGUAUGGCUGCCCUAGAAAGCAAAGACAAGCUGCUGGAGACCUCGUGCGGCUCUCCCCACUACGCUGCGCCUGAGAUCGUGUCGGGCCUCCCGUACCAUGGGUUUGAAAGUGACGUGUGGUCCUGCGGUGUCAUUCUCUUUGCCCUACUCACUGGCAGACUUCCCUUCGACGAAGAAGACGGCAACAUCAGAAAUCUGCUUUUGAAAGUUCAAAGCGGCCGCUUUGAAAUGCCAGAUUCAAGUGAGAUUUCCCCGGAGGCUCAAGACCUGCUUUCCAAGAUACUAACAGUGGACCCCGCAGCCAGAAUUAAGGCAAGAGGCAUCCUGAAGCAUCCACUUCUACAAAAAUACCCCAGUAUCAAGGAUUCAAAGAGUAUCAGGAACCUUCCUCGUGAAGAUACCUACUUGAAUCCGCUAGACAAUGUUGAUGGAAACAUUGAUGACGCUAUCAUUCAAAACUUAGUUGUUUUGUGGCAUGGCCGCAAUAAAGACGAGAUUAUCCUAAAACUAAGGGAACCGGGCGCUAGUCUCGAAAAGACUUUUUACGCGCUUCUCUAUAGAUUCAAGACAGAGAGCACGCGGGAUCAGCAGAACCAAAAGCGCAAAUCUCAAAUAAAUCAAACGUCAUCCCCAAAAAAGGGCAACAUGACCAAGUCGACUUCUCGCAGAUCAAUUGUCAACGCGUCCACACCUAAAAGAAAAUCCAAGGGACCUUUGAUAAGCGCGUCGUCGUCGCACAAGAGACCUGUUUCUUUCAAUAGGCUUCCUGCUUCGAAUGCUGCCACUACUGAAGACAAAUCACCCACCCCAAACAGAGGAGGAACAGUCAAUCUCUCCUCCAACAAGAGAGCCUCGGUGCUAAUUAACACCAACAGCUCUCCAACGCCCGCCAACAAGAGGACGUCCUACAGAGACAUGAAUUCAACCGCGCCUCCAAUUCCUGUUGAUAUGCUAAGGGACUAUAACAAGUCGAAUCCAAAAUUCUCUAAAAGGUCCUCGCGCUCGAGUAAGAGACUCUCUUUUUUGCCUGGAAAUGGUAAGCGCGGCUCGAUGACAACCAAGUUGAUUGCUACAUUCGCCAAGAUUUCCGAGGAUAAUGACUGGGAGUACAUUGAGCAAGAGACAAAGAGAACAAGUGCAGACUUCGCUACCCUUUGUGACCAGAUCUUCGAGCAUGAGAAGCACGAGCAAAUCAGGAAAGAGAAGGAAGAGCUGGAAAGACGCGUAAGAGAGGCGAAAGAACAGGAAGAAAGAGCAAGACGUCUAAGAGCAGAGGAGGAGCGGAAGAGGCAAGAAGAGGAAGAGGCGCAACAAAGGCAACGGGAAGAAGAGAAUGCUAUCAGGCAAAAACAGGCUCUCGAACAAAUUGAUCGCGAGGUGAACCUUCUGAGAUCGAGCGCAGAACGUAAAGGUGAGCCAACUGAAACGCAAACUAGAUCUGUUUCUGCCCCUACUGCAGAUGUCCUAAAGAUUGACAAGCGCGGUUCAGUGAUAGGCCUAGAAAGUGAUAUUCAAGAUCUCCUGGAGAGAAGAACUUUUUCUCUUCAGACAAGGCCUGUUUCUCGCUUGGAUCCUGGUAUAUUUGCGGAUACGGAGCUGUCCCAAGCCGAAACAAAAGCUCGCGAGAGAGACCUGGAUACAGAGAAGACCAUCCUGGAGACUAUUAGAAGAUCCAAAUUUUUGGGCUCCUCUUUCGACAUCACUAAAGAACUUGCAAGAGAGAAGAGACUCAGAGAAGAAAGAAAAAAUGCUGCAGAUGUUCAAGAACGUGUUGUAUCCAAUGCUACGGUAACAUCCGAUGCGAACACGGGAUAUAAAUCUCAAACUCUUCCAAAGAAUGUUGCAGGAGUUCUACCACUAAAUGAUAAGCCCAGUGAAGAUCCUCGCAAAAUCUCUGAGGUUCAAAUUCCGCAAUUUACCAGGCGGUCGCGUCACUUCACGGCAUCAAACAAAAGAUUAUCGGUUCUCUCGAUGUAUUCAACGAAAACUUCCUUUACGAACUUAGCCGAACAUCUGAAAGGUAAAGAAGAUCUCCAAUCGGUGAAGGGUAGUCCACCAUCCACCUCAAAUGUCGACCAGGAAGCUGAAUUCAUGUUUGAAAGUGUAGACAGAGAGGGCAAGGACACAGCAGAAACAUCGGCUGAUAGUCGGCUGUACGAAGUCGCGGAAUCAAAAAUGUCGAAAGCAGAAACUCGCAAUCCGGUAAAACUGAACUUCGCAGACCGCUUCAACAAUGCCGCGACUCUAGAGAAAUCAGAACUUGAAGAAGCUUCUACCGUAAAGCUGCCCACCUUACCACCCUUGGGGAAGCAGAAGACUAAUGGCAUGAGUGGCUUAGGCUUAUAUCAACCGCCCUCUGGCGAGGCGGAAACAAGCGGGCAAAUGGGAAGGGAGACCAGCUCUAGUCCGCCAAGGAAGACCAAGUCUAUGGUGCCACCUUCAAAUCAACAGGGGGAAAAGUCUGCGGCCAGAAUUUCCCCGGGUGAACCAGACCUGGCAAAGAAAAACGAUACCACAAAGAGAGAGAAAGAAUCCGCUAGACGACCCCUGGAAGAUAUCACACCUAUAGCUGAAAAGAAGGCAAAUAAGUCCUUUUUCCGCAAGUUUUCGUCGAAAUCCCACGACGACAAAAAGAGCCGAAACUUCGAUGCUGUUCUGCAUAGUGUCAUAGAAGAAACUCAAAUGUUCAAUGCGUUGAGUAAGUUGCUAGUUGCGUGGAAGGAGUAUGGUUUGAAAGACGUACGGGCGUUGCCCUCAGAGAAGAAAAUAAAGGGCAAAUUGAGCAGCGACAACAUUUUCUCGCUUCGCUCGACUCUCUUUGAAAUCUUUAUUUUGAAUAACAAGAAUUCACCCGGGUCUGACAUUGCUUUUGAGAAAUUGUCGGGCUCGAGCAAGACCUUCAGAAAGCUUGUGCGUGAAAUCGAAAAGAUCUUGGAGUCCAAAAAGGCACUUGCAACCUCUUAA